AUGGUCACAGAUAACUCUAGCAGUGAAUUAUCAAAUACAAAAUCUCACAUAAACAUCACUACUCAAUUCAAUGAUGUUGAAAAGGGUGAAACAUGGAUCACUACUACUGCUGUUGAUGGGAAAGAAAUAGAAAAUAUACCUGAACCAAUAGUAAGUACAAUUUUAUCACCUAAUGGUCAAGCGGUAAUACUUUCCUCUGAGAAGGACAAAGUAGAUAAAGCGAUGCAAUUAGCUAUGGAAUCCAGAGAAAUUGAUAUAACAACGGAGGAAGAUAUAAAAUUACGUUGGAAGAUUGACCUUUGUAUGUUCCCAUUGAUGUGUCUAUUAUAUGCUGUUCAAUUUAUGGAUAAAACAUCAACUGGGUCAGCGGCAGUCAUGGGAUUAAGGGAAGAUUUAGGGAUGCAUGGUGAUCAGUAUUCUUGGGUUGGAUCUGCAUUUUAUUUUGGUUAUUUGUUUAUGAAUUUAGGUCCUGUUCAGUUUAUUUUCCAAAGAAGUGAUAAGAUGGCUAAGUUAUUAGCUUUAUUUGUAGUCAUUUGGGGUAUACUAUUAGCAUUACAUGCGGUUCCUAGUGUCAAUUAUCCAGCAUUCAUUGCCCUAAGAGUUUUGUUAGGUUGUGCUGAAAGUGUAGUGACCCCAUGUUUUACAAUCAUAACAGCUCAAUAUUGGAAAACUGAAGAACAAUUUACAAGAGUUUGUAUUUGGUUUGGUAUGAAUGGAUUAGGCUCUAUUAUUUUAAGUGCAAUUGCUUAUGGUGUUUAUGUCCAUGAAGAUUCCUAUUCAAUUAAAGGUUGGAGACUUUUAUUCGUCAUUACAGGUAUUUUGACGAUUUUUGUUGGUGGAUUAAUCUAUUUUUGGAUCCCUGAUGAUCCAUCAAAGGCGAAAUUUCUUUCUAAGAGGGAGAAACUAAUGGUAGUGGAAAGAAUUAGAUCCAACCAACAAGGAUUUGGUAAUCAGCAAAUUAAACAAUAUCAAAUUAUUGAAGCAUUGAAAGAUGUUAGAACGUGGCUAUAUUUUUUAUUCACUGUAAGUUCCAAUAUUCCAAAUGGUGGUAUUUCCAAUUUCUUAAGUAUUCUUUUACAUUCUGAUUUUGGUUAUAGUACAAAGGAUACCUUUUUGAUAAGUAUACCUACAGGAGCUGUUGAAUUAAUUGGGUGUCCCUUGUUUGGUAUCUUAGCCAUUUAUGCAGCCAAUAAAAGAGUACCAUUUUGGAAAUAUAGAUUAUCAUGGGCAAUUUUUGCAGCAAUCUUAGCCUUAAUAGCGAGUUGUAUGCUUGGAUUUGCCAAUGGUUCCAAAAAGGCAAGAUUAGCUGGUGCAUAUUUAUGGUAUAUUUCUCCCGUUUCGUAUAUUUGUGUUAUUUCCAAUAUUAGUGCCAAUUCAUCAGGUUAUACUAAAAAAUGGACAGUUUCAUCCAUUACUUUGGUUGCAUAUGCUGCAUCUAAUUUGGCUGGACCUCAAACUUUUAUUGCUAGUCAAGCACCACAAUAUCACGGAGCAAAGGUGUCAAUGGUUGUUUGUUAUGCAUGUAUGAUUAUCAUAUUAUCAGCUUUAUUGUUGAUCAAUAUAAGAGAAAAUAAAAGACGUGAUAAAAUGGCCAUAGAGAUAAGAAAUGAAGGUGGAGAAAAUGAAUUAUUAGAGAAUUUAGAAUUUUCUGAUAUUACCGAUUUUGAGAAUCCAAAUUUCAGAUAUACAUUAUAG
Messenger RNA from Naumovozyma dairenensis CBS 421, 1695 nucleotides. RefSeq names its product allantoate permease (gene DAL5). Bases 1 to 1695 code for a protein of 564 amino acids. Gene Ontology annotation, biological process: transmembrane transport; tripeptide transport; dipeptide transport. The transcript has a single exon. The record is from RefSeq and is a predicted model, not a curated record. Gene Ontology annotation, cellular component: plasma membrane. NCBI's taxonomy places the organism in Eukaryota, Fungi, Ascomycota, Saccharomycetes, Saccharomycetales, Saccharomycetaceae. Gene Ontology annotation, molecular function: allantoate transmembrane transporter activity; dipeptide transmembrane transporter activity.